UAGUGAUAUCCGGGCUGCGAGACUAGCGGCAGCCCACAGAGAGUCUCGCAGACCGAGAGAAGGACACGGUGGACUCCAUUGCUGUCCCGAGUGCGUUUCUCGCCGGACUUGGUGAUUCCACGUUACUGCGUGUCUGGUCCGCGCUCGUGCACGUUUAGGAAGUUAAUUCUCCCGGUUAAUCCGAACGCGGGGCGAGUCGUUUGCGAACGAGUGAGCGACUAAUUCAAUCGACCGACCGACCGACCGACGCACCGGAGGUUGUGAUUUGAAUACACUCUUGUUGUCCAGUGUGCGGGGUAAACGCGUGUGUUAACGCGGGCCGAGCCAUCUCGUGCGUGACCGGAACGUGAAAAAAAAGGACCAUAAUGGCUGAUCAACUCACAGAGGAACAAAUCGCAGAAUUUAAGGAGGCGUUCUCGCUGUUCGAUAAAGACGGCGAUGGUACUAUAACUACCAAAGAAUUGGGCACGGUCAUGCGGUCCCUUGGUCAAAAUCCCACAGAAGCAGAAUUACAGGAUAUGAUUAAUGAAGUAGAUGCAGACGGUAACGGCACAAUCGACUUCCCGGAGUUCUUGACCAUGAUGGCGCGUAAAAUGAAGGACACGGAUAGCGAGGAAGAGAUUAGGGAGGCCUUCAGAGUGUUCGAUAAGGAUGGAAAUGGUUUCAUAUCCGCGGCGGAACUUAGACACGUCAUGACAAAUCUGGGCGAGAAACUCACUGAUGAGGAAGUAGAUGAAAUGAUACGAGAGGCCGAUAUCGACGGCGACGGUCAAGUUAAUUAUGAAGAAUUCGUCACAAUGAUGACAUCAAAGUGAAUGCAACCUGUGUAACGGAAGAACUCGCGACUCGGAGUGGUGUUGACGUAUUAAAUAAAUCAAGAAACAGAAAAAAAACAUAUGUAACAAAACGAGAAUCAUGCAGAAAGUGACAAAUCUUGUAUCAGGAUAUGAAGAUGUCUAUAAAUGCGCGAAGAGUCAACGUCCGAUACCGCGUGAAAAAUCAUCGUUUAACGAUAAGUAAUACAGGGCAAUUAAUUGUUUAAUUAAAGAGUUAUACCACUAAAAUCAUUAUCUCUCAAGACACAAAAUAUUUACGCGUUUACACACAUACAACACAGUAACUCCUUAUACCGAUACACAUACGAACGCAACACACUCGAAGAGUAUACACGUACACACACAUACACAUUCACUCGGAUGUCUUAUUUCCAUUGGAUAGAAAACAAGUUUGGAAGUGAGAUGACGCGAAGACACACAAUUGCGCGCGCAUGUGCACCAAACGACAAAAAAAGUGCAUUUUCCACUUUCCUCUCUUUCUCGACUGCCCCCACUCCCUCCUCUCCUUCCCUCCCUUUUCCUCUCCUCCCGUCGCAUUCGUCGCGCCACUAUCUUCCUCCUCACUUCCCCCUUACUCUCCUUCAUUCUCCCGAAAGUUUUUUCAUGAGAAAGGCAUGUCGAAGAAUUGUAAUUUCUCUUUACAAAGGGAGAGGAAUGUGUGUGUUAAGGGACAAAGUAUAAAUCCGAUGUAAGAUAAAUAUUAAAAGCAGCAAGGGUUUAUUUGCCAAUCGAGAGAAAGAUUCAUCUCGAGAAUUCCUUCGUUCAUUUUUUAAUAAACGAAAUACAUGUAUAGUGAAUGAUGACAUUAGGAUACGUAGCUGCUAAAUAGAUGAUGAUGUCUCUACCGUUAAAAUGCAUGCACAUGUACAAAUGUUUGUUUGACUCUGUGAGAGAGAAUUCGGCCUGGACCGAUCGUUUUCCAGACAAAGAGAGAAAAAGCGAGCGAGAGAGUAUAAAUACGAUGCGCUUCGGCCUCUGGGUUACGACUUCAAACGCAAAAGCUGUGCUGGAUCCCUCGAUGCCUCACAAAUGAGUAACUUAAUUUAUAUAAGUAAUGAGCGAGAAAAUUAUAAAAAAAAGAUGAAAGAGAAAGAGAGAAAGAGAGCGAGAUAAGAUAGAGGAAAGAAUCGGAGGAGGAGCUUCGAGGAGCUCAGACCUAGUGCUUUCGCGUGCGUCACGUCUUGCGGGACGGAUGUGAUCCGUUGAUCACAUCACGCGGAUGGCAUCAUAAAAACGUGGACGAUGAGUCGCGACGCGAUUGUUAGAAAGCUCUAGGAUCCGAAGUCUCGACAUUCCUAUUUGAAGAAAAAAAUAGAACAGUCUCUUCCUUACGCUUUCAAUCAACAUCAAUCCAGCCUCUCGUGCUCGUGCACACGGGACUCACACGUACACGUACGUUUUACGAAUGAAUUAUACUUACGCGAGAAACUCUAUACACACGAAAGAUUAUACACACAGCAAAAAAAAAAGAGAAACACUAUAAUAUUAUAUUCACGAAGUGCGUUUUGCCUCCAGUUCCAUUUUAAUCUCCUAUUUGUAACUUGCCUUCCACUCUAAGGAAAGCCUUACAUGCAUGCGCGCAAAAAAAAGAUACAAAAAAAGGGGAAAAAGAAAAAUAACGUCGACACCACUUUUGUUGAUAUGUAAAUCUACGGAGAAAUAAAAUAGGGAUGGGGGAUUAAAGGAAGUAAAGGCCACAGUGAGAUCGGUGCAUUACUUUUCUUCGCCCAGGGGUGCGUGCCAGUCUCGUAAAAACGGAGCCAACCAGAUCGGAGAAACUGGUGUGAUUUUUGUGCGAUCCGUACAAUAUAAUGUUACUUAAGAACUCGAAAACAAAGAACAUAAAUGCCGUACAGCGUAAACAUCAUGCGUGUCGGUGGUUCAGUCAUAAUAUAUAUGUAAUAUAUAUAUAUAUAUAUAUAAUAAAAUAAUUUACGAAGAAAUUAAAGAAAAAAAAAAGAUAGAAAGAGAUAAUUCCUCCACAGUCCUUUAUUAUUUAAUAUCGAAGUGAACAAAAUGAGAAGUACUUGUAUUUCUGGUGACCUAGAUCGCAUUGAUCAAUUAAAACAAAAAAGAAAAAAAAGUUAAAAAAAAAGAAUAAAAAGACAAAAUAAAUGUAUCCUCAUUUUUAGGUCACAGCUACUCGAUUCGUUUCCUUCAUUACCAAUGGACCUCUCGUUUCAGCAAUCAUCUCUUUUUGUGUUCGAUGGCAUCUAGAUACUUUGCUAUGAGAAUGUUUCAUUGUGUCUCUACUGAACAGGAUCCACUUUACAUAUCUCUGACUUUUCUCGCUACCUUUGAAAACUUUUGAGAAGAAUAGAUAUAGGUUACAAGAAAGUACGGUAUUAAUUGUAAUUAGGAAAUCUCGCUCCAUUAAAAAAACACCCGAAAAGCAAAGGGGGAGAGAAAAAAAAGCACACAUUGGGUCUAUUUGUAAACUGUGGUUAUUCUAUGUCCGAAGUAUAUUUCCACACUUAUAUACACUUUAUUAAGGAUGAGAAAGAUUGUCAACACACUCGUUUUGUAAAAGUGGUCGUUAGUAUUCGACAGGCAUCUGUAUCUAAAUGCUUCCAAAUCCCGCUUCGUUUCAUCGAACACUGAACCUAGCGAUUAAGUCUCUUACGUUACAAAGACUCUAUUCCAGUAUUUAAUAUAAUAGUAAUUUUAUAUCCGUAUCACAAAAUCUAUUUAUUGAAAGAAUUUUCGCGCGCCAAGGAUAGAUAGAAAAAGAGAAAGAAAAAAAAAAGAGAGUGGCGCAUGGAAGCUCUUGUUGUGAACGUUAACAUCGAGGCAAUGCCAAAUCUUUACCGAAUAUAUUGAAGCGUUAGCUCUUCUAAUAUUUAAUUUAGCGUCCCCUCGAUCUUUGUUAUUGAAAUACACGUUGUUGUUCUUAAAAAAAAAAAAACAAAGGAAUCGUUUAUAUCGUAUUUGCGGAGGUACCAAGACACAUCCUGCUUCUAUCGAACGUUGUAUUUAUUUCGAUGUGUACAUACGAACGUAAAAUUGAUCGACGAAGUGAAUUUUCGUUCGGUUAUACUAAUUGUAAUUUUUAAAACGAGCAAGUUCGUUGCGAUAUAAACAAGAUGAGAACGUUGUACGUUGCAAAAUGAGGAGAUUCUUUUUCUAUCAGAUAAUUACAAAUAUGGGCUCAGAGUGCUCUUCUUUUUUUUUGUUAUUUGAACGACUGUAGUCAUUCGAUUUAAUACUCUGAUUUCUCAAAUUUUGAAUUCAAGCAUUAUUUCUAGUGUAUGUAAGUAUAUUCUCUGCCGUAUCUCAAAGGCGUUCUUCACUUCUUGUCGUACAUAAAUAAAGCGGCACAGUUUGUAUAAAGUGUUGAUAUUAAGUUAAUAAAUUGUUCCUAUAUACUUAUAUGGGAGCAAACUGG
Molecule: messenger RNA, 4221 nt
Organism: Pogonomyrmex barbatus (red harvester ant)
Lineage: Eukaryota; Metazoa; Arthropoda; Insecta; Hymenoptera; Formicidae
Product: calmodulin
Cellular component (GO): myosin II complex
Molecular function (GO): calcium ion binding
Source: RefSeq, a predicted model, not a curated record